Messenger RNA from Blastomyces dermatitidis ER-3, 2038 nucleotides. Its product is annotated as 3' exoribonuclease. Bases 152 to 1462 code for a protein of 436 amino acids. The record is from RefSeq and is a predicted model, not a curated record. NCBI's taxonomy places the organism in Eukaryota, Fungi, Ascomycota, Eurotiomycetes, Onygenales, Ajellomycetaceae. Gene Ontology annotation, biological process: U4 snRNA 3'-end processing; exonucleolytic trimming to generate mature 3'-end of 5.8S rRNA from tricistronic rRNA transcript (SSU-rRNA, 5.8S rRNA, LSU-rRNA); U5 snRNA 3'-end processing. Gene Ontology annotation, cellular component: cytoplasmic exosome (RNase complex); nuclear exosome (RNase complex). The transcript has a single exon.
UCCAAAACGAAAAGCUCAAAAACAUCGGAGCGCCGAUGAGAACCUUCCACGAUUUGAUGGGCUGCUAAAAGCUCUCAAUUCUGCCAAAACCCAACCUUAUAUGAAUAACCACAACUUUAAAAACAAAGAAAUACCCACUAUUGUGUAGAAAAUGACACCCUCACCAGCAACAACCUCCACCUCCACCACAACCUCAACCUCAACAACCACCCCCCCCCAUUCUCCAAAACCCGUCCAAGGACCUCCUCCCUCCCUCUCCCUGCCGCCCUCCCAAUUCGCCAGACUUCAACCUCAUUCCUACCUCCUCGCGCACCUCUCACCUUCAUCUCCAGAUUCAAGACCCCCCCUUCGCGUAAACGGGCGCACACCAUCCCAAUUCCGCCCCGCAUCCAUCAACAUCGGCUCGCUCACACAUACCAAUGCCAGCGCAGUGGUUCGCAUGGGUGACACAGUCGCCGUGUGCGGUGUGCGCGGCGAAAUACUCUCGACGGAUGAUAUAGCCGCAUGGAACGUGUCGUCGUCGUCAGAUCCAUCCACCUCAAAACGGAGGAAAACAGACAGUGCGCAGGCGGGGCAAUUACAACACAAACAAAAACAAAACGAACCACUGGAAGACGAAGAAGAUGAUGACAACAACGAAGACGACUCCGAGAUCCACGCCUUCAACCUCCUCGUCCCCAACCUCUCCCUCAACACCGGCUGUACCCCCAGCAUAGCCGCCUCCGCCUCUCCCUCCACCCUCGCCCAAUCGCUCUCCCACAAACUUCUCUCCCUCCUCCAUACCACCCGCCUGGUCCGUGCCUCCGAUCUACGCAUCCUCCACCACCCACCUAACCUCACAGACAUAACGACCCUGCAUGCAUCCACACCAGCACCAGAGCGCGAACCAGAAACAAAAGCCUUCUGGACCCUCUACAUCGACAUCCUCAUCAUCUCGCACGCAGGCAACGUUUUUGACGCCGCAUGGGGCGCCAUGAUUGCCGCGCUGCGCGACACACGCCUCCCGAAGGCGUGGUGGGAUAUGGAUAGCGAAAUGGUGCUUUGUUCCGAUGAGGUCUCCGAGGCGCGGCCGUUGAGGCUCCGGGGCCUGCCGGUUGCGAGUUCGUUUGGGGUGUUUGAGGCGGAUGAGAUGGAGAAGUGGAGGAUUCCGAUGCCGGUUGGUGAGGAGGCGGAGGAGAAGGGGCGAAUGGGUUCUGGGAAACUCAAGGCGGUGGAAUAUGGGGGAAGUGGUGGCGAUGGAAGACCGCGGCGAUGGAUAUUGGCGGAUUUGGACGGGUUUGAGGAGUCGUUGUGUGCGGAGAGGGUGUGCGUUGUUGUAGAUAAGGAGGCAGGGGGGUCGGUGAAGAUUCUGAAGUUGGAGAAGAAUGGCGGGUUGGCGGUUGGGAGGAGGGAGAUGAGAGAGUUAGUUGAGCUGGCGGCGGGUAGGUGGGAGGAGUGGAAGGGCUUGUUUGGGGAGCGGUGACUUCUAUAUUGUCAGUCUUUUUUGCCUAAUAGAGAGGAUUCCGCGGGAGGUAAUUGGAAUGGAAUCUUUUUCGAAACUUUGAUAUGUAUGUAGCAUGGCAUGCGCAUUUAUAGAUCCACGAGCAUUUUUCAUUCUAGAGUUCUUGCUGUACACGACAAGUGUGAGCGUAAACAACCCAUUAUUAGCUAACCAGGGAGCCGAACGUUAUGGUUCCCCGUAACUCCGGUUCUCUUUUCUCUCCUUCCAUCCACUCAACAUAUCACAUCAUGUAUUUAGCGAGAACUGGAUAGAGAUAUGUUUCCCUCGAGGGCCGAGGAAGCCAGGACCAAGCAGAAACUAGUUGUAUUAGUUACCCAUCUCCCCAUUUAUCUCUAGCACGUCGAAUCCUACCUAUCACCAAGGAUAAAAUGUGAGGGCAAAGGCCAGAGAGAAGUAACUGUACAGCGACGGGGGAAUAUCUAGUCAUCACAACUGAAUGUAUGCGUAAAACGGGUAUUAACAUAGAUCAUCAAACCCAGUCAAAAUAACACCGUUAUAACCCUUCCGCAAUCCAUCCCUAUGGGGUUUCCUAUCCUA